UAUAACGGGUUGCUCAUUUGCUUUCAUGGCCAAUACGAGGGUAAUUCACAUCAACCAAUUUGGUCCAUUUGUUUUCAUUUCUAGACAUGAAUCGGAUUGUGAUUAGGAGUUUUCUCAGGGGUUUGCUUCAUAGCCGCAACUUUGGCUCCGUCGCCGGUGUUCCCGGUGGCGCUCGUAUGCAGCUUACUUUCGCCGCGGUGGCAUCGCCGGGAACGAGGCACCAGUCCUUGUCGGAUGGUGGAUUCCAGUGGAGAAGGUUCUUGACUUCGUCGAAGGCGGUGGCGGAGGAACAGGGGAAGGUUAAAUUAGAACAAGGGGUAAAGGAUAUUGAGAAUAAUCAGGAGAAGGAAAAAGAGAAGGAUAAUGCUCUGGUUUCUAGUUAUUGGGGGAUUUACAGGCCGAAGAUUACUAGGGAAGAUGGAUCUGAAUGGCCUUGGAAUUGCUUCAUGCCAUGGGAGACUUACAGAGCGGAUUUGUCCAUAGAUCUUGGAAAGCACCAUCAGCCCAAAACUUUUCUGGACAAAGUCGCUUACCGAGUUGUGAAGCUUCUUCGGAUCCCAACAGAUAUCUUCUUCCAGAGACGCUACGGUUGUCGAGCAGUGAUGCUCGAGACGGUGGCAGCAGUGCCGGGAAUGGUUGGAGGGAUGCUGCUGCAUCUGAAGUCUCUGAGGAAGUUUCAGCACAGUGGGGGGUGGAUUAAGGCCCUGCUUGAAGAAGCAGAGAAUGAGAGAAUGCAUCUAAUGACCAUGAUUGAGCUUGUGCAGCCGAAGUGGUACGAGCGGUUGCUUGUGAUCACAGUGCAGGGAGUCUUUUUCAAUGCCUUCUUUGUGCUCUACUUGAUGUCCCCCAAAUUGGCUCAUAGAAUUGUUGGCUAUUUGGAAGAGGAAGCGAUCCAUUCUUACACCGAGUACCUGAAGGAUAUUAACGAAGGAAAAAUUGAGAACGUUCCUGCUCCCGCCAUUGCCAUCGACUACUGGAGGCUACCUAAGGAUGCAAGGCUGAAGGAUGUUAUCACAGUCAUUCGCGCCGAUGAGGCACAUCACCGUGAUGUCAACCAUUUUGCUUCUGACAUUCAUUUUCAAGGGAAGGAAUUGAGAGAAUCAGCAGCUCCUCUGGGAUAUCACUGAAUUCAUCUUCUUUUCUUUUCUUUUAUUUUUUUUAUUUGUUUUCGGAUUAUAGUAUAGUAUAGUACCUUGGUUUUGUGUUGUUGAGGUGUACAAGUGGAAACGGUUUAACUUGGUCUCAAUUUUUAGUAUGUGUCGUAAUUUGUACAGUUUUCCUCUUGAAAAUUACGUCCAAUAAAGUCGGGCUUCAUAAGUUUACUUGGCAUA
Molecule: messenger RNA, 1331 nt
Organism: Cucumis sativus (cucumber)
Lineage: Eukaryota; Viridiplantae; Streptophyta; Magnoliopsida; Cucurbitales; Cucurbitaceae
Product: ubiquinol oxidase, mitochondrial
Exons: 4
Coding region: 87-1127 (346 amino acids)
Biological process (GO): alternative respiration
Cellular component (GO): mitochondrion
Molecular function (GO): alternative oxidase activity
Source: RefSeq, a predicted model, not a curated record